This is a messenger RNA of Callithrix jacchus (white-tufted-ear marmoset), 1656 nucleotides long. The record is from RefSeq and is a predicted model, not a curated record. NCBI's taxonomy places the organism in Eukaryota, Metazoa, Chordata, Mammalia, Primates, Cebidae.
AUGGUGUCGCCGUGCCGGCCGCAGUCGCUCGGCGGCAGGGCUUGGGUCAGCAGCCGCGCUCAGAUGUUUAGCAGCAUCCCUAACCUCUACCCACUAGAAGCCUACAGUAGCACUGUCCAUCCUCCUGGCUUCCUCCAUGAAGUGGUAACACCAAAAAUGCUUCCAGACGUUGCCAAAUGUUCUCUUAGGGGCAAAAUCAUCCUCUACUCAAGAACCAUUAGAAGUGACAAAAUAUGGGAGUGGCCUCCCCUCCGGCGUUCCGCAUUAGUAAGACGAUGCUCAGGUCAAACAGCCGCCCCCGGCCACCUCAUCUCGGCUGAGGAGGGAGCGCCCCCAGGGAGACAGGCGGGCGGCGGAGAGGGCCAUUCUUCCAGAAGGUGGGCCGCCGCCAGCAUCUUCUCGCGUCUCCGUCUCCACAGCACCGGGAAAGGCCCUGAUCGCCGUGGUCCACACCACCGCGUCCAGCUGAGGCUCGCCUCGGUUUCCCGGCCCCCAGAGGGGUGGCUUACUCCGCUUUCUCCUGCCCCCAAGUGGCCGCGCCCCUCCGCGGGACACUUGGUUGGGUCCAGGGCGGAGCGGGUGGGAGCUCCGAGGGCCGGGCUUCAGGGGGCGGGACUGGAGGCGUGGGCUGGGGGCGGGGCGGACGUGGAGCGCUCCUCCGACUGUAGGGGCCAGGGGGCUGAGUGCAGCAGGGCAGGCUCGGCGCCGGCAGGAAGACACGGAGGGCGGACCCGAGAGCCCGACGCCUGGUGCUCAAGACUUUCUCCGAGGUACGAGCAGGGACCCGGCGUCUGGGGCUUCUCCGCUGGCCGCAUCACCCAGUCGCCGCGUCCCGGUCUCUCACUGUGCCCCCUGCCGGCGGGGCGGCGGCGGGACGGGGUUUCGGGAGGGUUUCUGGAAGUCGCGAGUCCCAGCGAAGGCAGUGCCCCGCUCUCCGCCUUUCUUCGCCUUCUUCUGGCUCCCUUAGCUCUGGGUAUCGGGCACCGGCGGGAAGGUCGCUUCUCCGCGAGUCGCAGCUCGCCCACUCCGGGACGGGCGGACGAGGCCCCGGGGCAGCUGAGUCCGGCAGCGGGGGAGGCGUGGAACUCGGGGCCGCCUCAGCGGCGGGGGCGGGAGGCUGGUCCCGGCUGCGGACUGCGCGCCUGGGCUUCGGGCGCCGCGCCUGGUCCUCUGCAUCGCGGAGCUCCGGGUCACAGGGCUCCCUGGCGGGCCCCGGCGCCCAGUUCCGUGUCGCUGUGGCUGGGCGCCGGGACCGGCACCGGAACCCCGCGCUCCCGGGGACUGCGCCGUACCGCCUGUUGUGCGCGCGCAGAGGCCGGACGGCCCGGCUGCGGGAAUGGACCGGAGCGCAGGGUCUGCCCGGCGUCCCAGAAAGUGCCCAGUCGGCGGAGCCGGAGAUUGAGCCGGGGCACAUCGGCGCCAGACUGGGGCCUCGGUGCGAUACGAGUCGGGGGCGCUGCCUUCAGAAUUUGCGUGUCUGUAGGCGCUUGCGGCGCGCUGGCGAAGCCCCCGGCGAAGGGGACCACGAGAUUCGGCUCCGGGAGGACCUGGCGCUGUCAGGGCAUGUGAUGAGGAGGCAAGCUUGGCUUUCGUGUGCUGGGAACCUGAGGAAUUGCCGAGGACCUAGAGCCCAGCCCUGACCACCAGAGAGCCCAA